GUGCUUACAAAGUUUUCCUUCGAAAGGAAGCUCCAUUUAACAUCACCUUUUGCAUUCUUGGCCCUGAGUAUCAUGCAAGCUCGGCUUGAGCUACCCUUAUUCCCCGCUGAAGUGAUUCUCUGCGUUUCCUGUUCGCUAUCUACAUUUCCCGAUAAAUUAAAUCUCGCUGCAACCUGUCAAAAACACCCACAGAUAUUCCAUGACAAUAUCAGCACCAUUUACCAUUAUGUGAACCCAAUGGCAAUCCCUUGCCGACGCUACGCAUGAAAGCUCCUGGCAGACCAAGGUGGCUCACUACCAAACGAGACUCCAACGAUUCAAGAUUUCCUGCAAAUGACCCGAAACUCCAUCGCCAUGGAGAAAUUAGUUGUCCAUUUCAAUGAGACGGUCGUUGUUAAGAUGACCCAUAGACGCCGUGCCCAUAACCCCGGUGAUAAGAGGUUCUUCAAAGGCAAAGUACUACGUCCUCCGUUCUUGACUAAACGUGAGCGUCCACGAUUUAUCCGAGCGGCCUAUCAACGAUGGAGUCUGAUUCUCCUUGAUCUACAGGAGGGAGCUGAGGAUAAGCACACUUGA
Penicillium subrubescens is the source of this 576-nucleotide messenger RNA. RefSeq lists its product as uncharacterized. The record is from RefSeq and is a predicted model, not a curated record. The coding region runs from base 334 to 576 and encodes 80 amino acids. NCBI's taxonomy places the organism in Eukaryota, Fungi, Ascomycota, Eurotiomycetes, Eurotiales, Aspergillaceae. The transcript is spliced from 2 exons.